Messenger RNA from Epithele typhae, 1560 nucleotides. RefSeq lists its product as uncharacterized. NCBI's taxonomy places the organism in Eukaryota, Fungi, Basidiomycota, Agaricomycetes, Polyporales, Epitheliaceae. The transcript is spliced from 5 exons. The record is from RefSeq and is a predicted model, not a curated record. The coding region runs from base 1 to 1560 and encodes 519 amino acids.
AUGAGAUCUCGACCGGUACCAACCGAAGUCGCUGAGAGGGUCCUCGAUGACCUCGGCAUCCAGGAAGAUGUCCGUACGCUCUCCACCUGCGCUCGUGUGUGCCACUCCUGGGUUCCGAGGGCAACCUUCAAUCUCUGGCACAAAGUCACCAUCCAUGGCAAGAACGGCCUCGAUUCCGUUCGUACAGCGCUUGAGCACUCUCCUCAGUUGAGUCGGUUCAUACAUGCCGUCCGGCUCGAGGACGAAGACCCCGACGACUUUCCCCACACGGCGCUCGCAUUUCUUUUCCCCUUCAUCGGAUCCCGCAUCACGAGUCUAGAAAUGUACUCGAAAUACGACGGCAUCCGUUUCCCGAGCGCUGUGUUCUCUCGUCUCCAGCACUAUACCGCACUCAAAACACUCAUGGUUUACUACCAAAUCUUUCCCACUCACCAUCACGUCCGUCGGAUUUUCCGCGCCCUGCCUGCCCUCGAUACACUUGAGCUAUCCGAGUUCCACGACAUCGACAAUAGACCAGUGCACGAUUGGAGUUUCGUCCCUGGUAAACAGCCCAGCUUGAAGAAUUUUGUGAUCAUUCUAGACAGCGAUUUCGCAUACUUAUUUCACUUCGACAUCGACCAGAAAUACGCUGUGGAUACUUCCCUUGACCUUUCACGGCUUGUGCAAAAUCACGCGAAAUACUCGAACGGGAACUUCGGUAUCACUUUCAUCAUCAAAAACUCGACCAUGAACCUCCGUGAUCGGUUCCGAAUGUGGCUGCAGCGCCUAUUGUCUCCUCUGCACGAACAGGACCUUCUCCAUAUAGUAUUUGAGAACUAUGACGAAGUGCCGAUCGGCUACAACCGACCGCUGCGAGAGAGGUCGGUUGUGGAUAUGGGUGACGACAUCCUAGCCUCUGCUUGGUCUCCGGACGGCGCAUACAUCCUCACUUUGAUGCGUGGUGGAGACAUUUUCGUGGUUGACCCGGAGAACACGAAACACCUCCAUUUCAAACGCCCUUGCCGCAUGACUGAAGACAAAUCUGAUCCACACGCCAGGCUAUCGGUGCACAUUUCCAACGGCCGCCUCUAUGCUCUGGUCGAGGUCCUUUGUAACAUGGCUAGUGAAUACGUCGAGGCUUGGGAUCUGAGCUCUGCAAAAUACCAGCCGCGGUUUGGUGCGGACGUCGAAGGCCUCCCUGGACACUACGCCGAGAUUUUCCAAGCCGUUCUGCGGCGUGAGGAAGGCUGCGGCACACCCGCCGUCCUCGCCGUGACCACUAACGGCACGCUCCUAGUCGACUCCGGGGCGGACGAUGAACCCGCGGGAACUCCGCUCGCGGCAUACAAGCGGUUCUCGGACCUCCACCUUGCCCACCUCAUCAGCCACGCCCUGGGUCGCACCCUCUUCCUUUUCCUCCACGGCCUUGAGGACGACAAUGAGUCCCAGAGCUCUUCCUUCGCCGCCGCGCGCACCCCGCAGGUUGGUCUCAUUCGCGCUACCGUUGACGUCCACCUCUCUGCCCGAGGCCAACGAGUCUUCGACCGCGGCGGACCAUCCGUCUAUCUUGGGAAUCAGUGA